This is a messenger RNA of Parathielavia appendiculata, 469 nucleotides long. RefSeq lists its product as uncharacterized. NCBI's taxonomy places the organism in Eukaryota, Fungi, Ascomycota, Sordariomycetes, Sordariales, Chaetomiaceae. The record is from RefSeq and is a predicted model, not a curated record. The coding region runs from base 42 to 386 and encodes 114 amino acids. The transcript has a single exon.
AGCGCAGGCAUUCCUGUAAGUGUUAUAGCCUCUUCUCGUGUAUGUCUCUCACCAAAGUUAGGACUUUCGAUCAAAAAAUGGCUUUUAUUCCUCAGGUUAUCGUCAUCAUUUUGAUUCGUCGAUACUCUUCGAUCCGGAGAGAAGGCCCCUCUUCUACAGGUGCAUCGCCGACAUACGCCAGGCCGCUGAGAAGGCCACUCCAACAAGAAUACACCGUUUCAUCCGUGAUUUGCGCGAUUCUGACAAGGUGGUUCGGGACUACACCUAGAACAUCGACUACCUUGAAGAUAGGGUUAGUCUCUCGACCGAUGUGCGAAAGGGCCGGGAAGUCGAUCUCGUUUCCGUCGACCGUCCCGGUUGAAACGCGUCCACCGAAUCGGCCAUGAAUGGCGACGCCAAGAUGAUAGCCGAGUCGUCGAAUGUAUUGUUCUCCAUGGAUCUCUCCACCGUUUUCGAUGUUCCAACUGUC